Messenger RNA from Drosophila innubila, 759 nucleotides. RefSeq lists its product as uncharacterized. The record is from RefSeq and is a predicted model, not a curated record. Bases 36 to 602 code for a protein of 188 amino acids. Lineage: Eukaryota; Metazoa; Arthropoda; Insecta; Diptera; Drosophilidae. The transcript has 2 exons.
AUUAAAUUUUGGACAUACAAUUCCCAUUUUACAAGAUGGCUUGCAAAUUGCUGGUAGAAGUUCCUAAUGAGGAUAAAAUUUUGGAAUUGGAUGCGGACAAGGUUUGUCUAGUGACCGACACAUUCAGCAAGGCGGAUAUGUAUCUGGAGUCCGAAACCAAGCAGGGAUAUAUUAAGCUCAACGCACCUGGACUAUAUAAUUUUCAACUGCCGGAACCCGGGUGCUUAAAUGAUGUCAUCACACAAUAUGAGGAUGAUUCAACAUUAACGGACAACUGGACAAAGGAGGAUGUAGAUGAGAUAAAUUUGAUAAGAACCCAGGAUGGAAUGCAGCUUGGACACCUGCAAAGAGAUACCACCACAGGUGAGAUGUACAUGCUAUUUCCACUUGAAAUUGAUCUGCUCCUGAGCCCUGAUCCAAGUUGCAAUAUGAAACAGCCCGCAGAAGGUCAAUCAAAUAUCAGUUCGGUUGAUUCUGCAAUAACGCUCGCCCAAAGUGAUGAUGCAGAAGAGGACGCCUCGCAGACAACGUUGACGGAUACACCCAAACCAAAUGAAAAUCAAGUCCAACUCUUGCAUAUGGAGGAGGAACGCGAAACCUGAUCAACGAAGAUGAUGAGGGGUCGAAUGAAGACUUGGAACUGGUUGACUAGACAAUCGAAUGUAAAUACCCGAACACACACAAUUGUGCUUUUUUGGAUUGAUAAAUUUCAUGUUCAAGGCAGAUCUAAGUGCUUGACACUGAGUGUUGUGCUGAAUU